UUAUCAUUUAAUACUAUGAUAUGUUUUUUUUUUUUGUUCAACAUCUUUCGAGGAAAAAUACAAGUAAAAAUAAAGAAAUGCAGAAAGCUGGUGUUGGGCCAUGGCAAUCCCCAUUGCUCACCCACCUUUUAUUCUUUUCUCAAGCCUUUCUUCUCCGUUACUUCUACUAAUACUAUUGUCAUCGCCUUUUUGCUCCGAGAUCUUGAGUGCCCAUUUUCUAAAACGGUCUGUUGGACCCAUUGGAGGAGCCAUUCUCUGGGCUCCUCUGCUUCUGCAAAAUCAAAGAAUCAUCUGCGGAAACAGUCUCUUGGCAAGCCAACUGAGGAUAUUGCUGCAACACGUAUUCAGACUGCAUUCAGGGCUUACGUGGCUAGGAGAACUUUACGUCGUCUGAAAGGGGCAGUAAGACUACAGGUCCUGACCCAAGCAUAUUCUGUUAAGAGGCAAGCUACAACAACAUUAAGCCAUCUUCACACUUGGAGCAACAUACAGUCCCAUAUAAGAGCUCGUAGACUCUGCAUGGUGACAGAAGGCCGACUUAGACAGAAGAAACUAGAGAAUCAGCUAAAACUUGAGGCUAAGCUUCAUGACCUAGAGGUAGAAUGGUGUGGUGGCCCUGAAACGAUGGAGAUAGUUCUUGCAAGGAUACAUCAAAAAGAAGACGCAGCCGUUAAGCGGGAGCGUGCUAUGGCAUAUGCCUUUUCUCAUCAGUGGAGGGCUAACUCCAGUCAGAAUCAUGGUCUGGGUAAUUAUGAACUUGGUAGAACUAAUUGGGGUUGGAGCUGGUUGGAACGGUGGAUUGCUGCUCGCCCAUGGGAAAGCCGUGUCCCUUCCAAGUCUAUUAGCCCAAAGAAAGCCCAGAGUAGGCAGCCUAACAAGGUUGGUAAAAAUGUAAAUUCUCCGACACCGAAAAAAGAUGUUUCAGUCAAACCUCCUGUGACCAAUGGGAAGGGAACCACAAAGGCCCGUAGAUUGUCUUACCCUGUUGUUGAAAAAUCAGCUGCGCAUGAAGGGAGCAUUAAAGCUGAAGAGGCAAACGAUAAGAAAGAACAGUUGAUUUCUUAGUACCAAACCAAUAAUAUGGAAUAGAACUUGUUCUAUUGGAUUUUUCUGAGUAGUUGAAAUGCUGAAAUGUGAGGGAAAGCAAAUUUGUUAUUUAUGUUUCUCAUAUCUGAUUUUGUGCAUAGGGGAGUGGCUUGGAAGAAAAUCUUGUUUUGUCUGCGGUAAUAGAAUAAUUGGAAUGACCUGGAUAUGGAACUGACCUAGUCAUUGUUUCCUCGUCCUUAUAUUUGUUUUUCCUUUGCCCAUGAUGUAUAUAAUGAAAGGAAGACAAUAUAUAUAUAUAUAUAUAUAUAUAUAUAUAUAUUAUUUCAUUUAGAAUGUAGAUAUUUGUUGGCGAUGUUUCAAAGAAUGUUUGCCAAGGCUGUUAUUGCGCCUAAUGUUUGCUAUCCUUCCAUACAUGUUUUUGCCAGUGUGCUGAGAUUGGAUUAAACUGCUGUAAAUAAGAUUGUAAUUUGAGUUUCUUAACAAUUUCUUCAUUUUAACU
This is a messenger RNA of Juglans microcarpa x Juglans regia, 1546 nucleotides long. RefSeq names its product protein IQ-DOMAIN 1-like. Gene Ontology annotation, molecular function: protein binding. The transcript is spliced from 5 exons. The record is from RefSeq and is a predicted model, not a curated record. The coding region runs from base 16 to 1065 and encodes 349 amino acids. Lineage: Eukaryota; Viridiplantae; Streptophyta; Magnoliopsida; Fagales; Juglandaceae.